CCUGUAAAGUAGUCACACGGGUGGUACACUCGGGUAAUAUGGCGGCCACGGCCGAUGGGAAGAAACUGGUACGUAGUCCGAGUGGACUUCGCAUGGUGCCGGUAAACGGGGCGUUCAAUAGCCCUUUCUCGCUCGAUGAACCUCAGUGGGUUCCAGAUAAAGAGUGUCCCAGGUGUAUGCAGUGUGAAGCAAAAUUUGACUUUCUUACCAGAAAACAUCACUGUAGGAGAUGUGGAAAAUGCUUCUGUGACAAAUGUUGCAGUAAAAAAGUACCUCUUCCACGAAUGUACUUCAUAGAUCCAGUUCGGCAUUGUGCUGAAUGUGCUCUGAUCUCCCAGAAGGAGUAUGAGUUUUUUGACAAACAGAUCAAGGUGCUGAUAAAUGGAGCUACAUUCCUUGUAACUUUGGGUUCCUUGGAGAAAGGUGAAACAAUGGAUUGUCGACUAUCAAACAACCACAGGUACCUGUAUCUGGAUGGAGAAAAUCAUGUUGAAAUUGAGGUUCCACGAAUUAUAAGAGUUCAAGUGCUUACUGAAGGUUUUACUCCUGGAGAGAAAGAUAUUCACACUUACACCAGCCUACUGGAGAAUCCGUACAUUACAGAAGGAGGUAAUACACAUGCCACAGGGAUGCUGGUCCAGUACAAAACCUUGGGUUCCCAGGAACCAAAACAGCUUAAGUUGAGUGCAUCUGAUGACCUCAGUAGUAACAAGAAAGUGUCUGUUGGUUGGUUGGCUGCUAUGCAUAAGGCUGCCAAGCUUCUGUAUGAAUCAAGAGACCAAUAACCAUUUUGAAGUUUCUGGAAAGAUUGAAUGUCACACUGAAGACGAGUGGCAAGAAACAACAUUUUAGCCAGUUUUUUGUUUGCUCACUGCAUUGAUGUACAGUGAGCUUUUCUUAUUACUUUUUUGUAUUAAAGUAAUUUUCUGAAAACACUUAGAAUGCAACAAAUGAUAGAUAUUUUUUUGGUGCAUUGAAGUAUUCUCGAAGUAUAGUGCAAUAUGUAGAAUUUACAAUGUCUUAAAUGUAACUUUCACAGUUAAAUUGAACUUUGCUAAGUAUUUUUGUUAAAUCUUCGUAUUUUUAUCACUAACUGAAAGCUGCGGUGUAAACUGCUAAAAUAAAACACCAUUUUUGUUACAGAAUGCAGUUCUGAUGUAGAUUACUUUAUUUUAUUACAUUAUCAAUAAGUAUAUAAAUUUAUAAAAUUUGAUUAAGUAGAAAAUAACUACAAUUUGCAUUUAGCUUCAGAAAAGCUUACACUGCAGCUCUGUACUCUGCAGGUGAUUUGUCUUUCGUGAUUAAGGGAAAGAAAAUGUUUACAUUUUGAUUUUGUUUGGCAGGAAAUGCUAAAAUCAAUAAAAAUUACUUUGUUCCAGUUCAGAAAUGCAGUGUUGCUUAUCUUUUCCCUCAAAAAAUGAAAUUUUCAUUGGUAUACCAAAGGAAGUAACUUUGUAUAUAGUUAAUACGUUACAUAACUGUCCUUGUGCUCAUGCUGCAAUUAUGUUACUAAGUAGGGAACAAUUUCAUAGUUUUAUUUGAUAAUCAGUGAUUAUAUUUGGAUGCAGUAUGAAAACAUCCAUAAUACCUAUCCACAAUGUGUUUUAAUCAAACCAAGUUACUGCAGCUUGAUUUUAAAAAUAAAAACUGUUCAUGCAGAAAUAGCCUAGACCCUUGAUUCAGUGAAUCACCAAUAAAUGCAAAGGAAGCGAUGUUAGAUAACUCAAUGACAAAUUUGGAAAACUGAGACUGAUGCACAAACCAAUCUUAGUGACUUUUCUGUUAGCAUGUAAUAAUUCCAAAAAUAUUUACAAUGCAGUUUGAUUUGAGAAAGGGAGCAUUCCAAGCUAUGCAGGUUAGUUUUCUGGACCAAAUGGCUGUAAAACUUCUGGUUGUGUAGAGAAUUGAUCUUAAUUGAACGUCUGCACUGUCAGUUCCUGUAUUUGUGGAUAUCUUGGAUCAAUGUAACUAUUUGAACAGCUUCUGUAUAAAAUUUAUUCAUACUCAAUAAAACUUAAACAAUA
Molecule: messenger RNA, 2024 nt
Organism: Chiloscyllium plagiosum (whitespotted bambooshark)
Lineage: Eukaryota; Metazoa; Chordata; Chondrichthyes; Orectolobiformes; Hemiscylliidae
Gene: zfyve21
Product: zinc finger, FYVE domain containing 21
Molecular function (GO): metal ion binding
Source: RefSeq, a predicted model, not a curated record